UCUGUUCUCUUCUUAGUCUCUCAAAUUCCGAAGCCACCAUGUUCUCUCUUCAUAAGAUCCGCUUUCACGACUAUCAGAUCCACACAUGCGUCACCAACGACCCCUACAUUGUCACCCGCUGGAUCGGCGAUGUUGAGCACGCCCACCUACUCUGGUUGAACCGGCUCGUCAUCGGCCUCGACAUAGAAUGGCGCCCAAACCUUGAGCCCGGUGUCGUCCAUCCGGUCGCGACCCUGCAGCUGUGUGUCGGUCAUAGUUGCCUGAUCUUUCAAUUCCUCCAUGCAGAAAGUGUCCCGGCGUCGCUCCAUGCAUUUCUCGCCAAUCUCCGUUACACAUUUGUCGGCGUCGGCAUCAAGGACGACGCAACGAAGCUGCGCGACGACUACGGGCUCGUCGUGUCACGCAUGGUCGAUCUCCGGGCACUGGCGAUGGAGAGGUUUCGGAACCCAUCGUUUGGUCACAUGGGCCUGAAGAAGUUAGUCAAAGUCCUCCUCCGCAAAGAACUCGAGAAGCCCAAGGAGAUCACGUUGAGCCGGUGGGACGACGAGGCGUUGACGACUCGUCAAGUUGAGUACGCGUGCCUCGACGCUUAUGUCACGUUCGAGCUUGGAAUGGUUUUGCAAGCAUGGUUAGUGGGAAGAGCUCGCGUGGGUUGGUGUGCGAGGGCUGACUGCGUGCCCAACCCUAUUUUGUUUCGUCAAGUUCCCUCGUGA
Molecule: messenger RNA, 713 nt
Organism: Syzygium oleosum
Lineage: Eukaryota; Viridiplantae; Streptophyta; Magnoliopsida; Myrtales; Myrtaceae
Product: 3'-5' exonuclease-like
Exons: 1
Coding region: 39-713 (224 amino acids)
Biological process (GO): nucleobase-containing compound metabolic process
Cellular component (GO): nucleus; cytoplasm
Molecular function (GO): nucleic acid binding; 3'-5' exonuclease activity
Source: RefSeq, a predicted model, not a curated record